Messenger RNA from Alternaria burnsii, 1791 nucleotides. RefSeq lists its product as uncharacterized. Lineage: Eukaryota; Fungi; Ascomycota; Dothideomycetes; Pleosporales; Pleosporaceae. Bases 1 to 1791 code for a protein of 596 amino acids. The transcript is spliced from 2 exons. The record is from RefSeq and is a predicted model, not a curated record.
AUGAAGGUUCCGACAACUCUUAUUGGCUUACAGAGCCUCUCACUAGGCCUCUUCCUCGGUCAGGUGGCUAGCACUCCGCUGCCUCCGAAACCUUCAAGAGCAGCCGUAACGGAUGGCACCGCGACACUCGAUCAAGGAACCGUAAAGGGUUUCACAGACGACUAUGGAAACUCUGUUUUUCUAGGCAUUCCGUUCGCGCAGACAACGGGUGGGGAAAACCGAUGGAAAGCCCCUAAGGACGUCAGCAAGCUCAAGAAGGGCGAGGUGCUUGAUGCGACAAAGUAUGGCGCCACCUGUCCACAAGCCAUCACCGGCACAACAUACUCCCAACAGGAUGAAGAUUGCUUGAACCUCAACAUCUGGGUGCCCUCUUCAAAUAGUAAGUCGCCACGGGCGCCGACGUUCCCUCAAAAGCCAAGUGGACCUCAUCCUCAUCAUCCAUCAGGCCCUCCCUCAGGCCCUGCAGGCGGUCCCCCAGGUCCCCCGGGUCCACCAGCUUCUCCAUCAGGCUUGGAUACAUCGGGUCUUCCGGUUUUUGUGUAUAUGUACGGUGGGGCUAUGGUCACUGGAUCAAGUAGCAAUCCUCAACUGGUUGGUGAGAACUUUGCUCGCAAAGGCGUCAUCUUUGUUAGCUUCAACACUCGUGAGAGUCUUUGGGCCUACCCGAACUCCGCCGAGCUUGCAAACGGCGAAGAGUCGCAGAACUUUGGCAUUCUCGAUGUCGACAAGGCUUUGCAGUGGGUGCACGACAACAUUGCUCAGUUCGGCGGCAACCCUGAGCACAUCGUCUUUGGAGGGCACUCUUCCGGAUCGGUUCAAGUAGAUCAUUAUCUCUGGAAUCACCCCGACACAUUCCUCAAGGGUGCCGUUCAGAUGGCCGCGAACGCAAAAUCUGGUCCGGCCGUAGGUCCCACCAAUCAGGCGCUUGAUCUUGUUGCUAAGGAGGUUGGCUGCCAGACUGGUGAAGGCCAGCUCGAGUGCCUGCGUAAAGUCGACAUGUACGCUUUCCAAACUGAGGCCUUCAAUGCCACUCUGAACACGUACUUCACACCUGUCGUGGACGAGAAGACGCGCUAUCAAAACUACGCCUCACGUUUCGCUGCUGGCAACUAUGCCUCGCACGUUCCCCUGCUCACGGGUAACUCUGACAAAGAAGGCGCUCUGUUUGGUCUAGUAUAUUCUGGCGAGAACACCGUCUUCUCGGAUUGGCUCAACACUUUUGAUGCUGAUGUAGCGGAAAUUCCAAAGGACCUUAUCGAGGCCGCGUACGACAUUGCUGAUUACUCCACUGUCUCCGAAAUGAGCGGUGCGCAGUAUGGUGACGCACGCUUCUUCUGCCCGGUCGACCACUUCAUCGAUGUGCGCAGUGAGGCUCAGGACACUUGGUCAUACCGCUUCUUCGGCAACUACUCCAACCUUCUGCCCUUGCCUGUGGCUUACCCAACGCACGGCGCUGAGAUCCCGUUCUUCUUUGGAGGUAAUGGUGCUUUUGCUGGUAUGGAGGGCGUGACUGCUGAACAGCAGGCACUUGCCGAUUUCCAGAACGAUUGGUUCGUCGAAUUCAUCAAGAACCCCGCCGCGGGUCCUGGCUGGGACAAGGCCACCCCUCGCAGCGGACCGAUUGCGAAGCUCGGUGUGCCUGGCAACGAGCUUGCUGUAGAGAUUGGUAACACGGCGGAUUUCAACGCCAAGUGCCAAAGUGUUUACAACCCAUUCCUUCCAAAGUAUCCAGUCAUCCAAAGCGUACUUUCCGGCGUAAUGGACAUGGUAGAGGGUGUCAUCGGAAACUAG